AUGGUUUCAAAGCACAAACAGUGGACACCUACCAUGAUCUGGUUGACAGUAGUACUGCUGCUUUCUUGCAUGCGGGCGUGCCAGGCCUCGACUUCAUAUCCCAGUGUGUAUGGGUACGAGCAGUACAUGCACCAGAGGUACCAGGAGUGGUCCGCCAAGUACGGCCGGCUGCAUGUGGACGCCGACGAGAGGGACCGCCGAUUUGAGAUAUUCAAGAGCAACGUGAAACUCAUAGAUCUCCAUAGCCGCGCCGGGAACCAUCCCUACAAAUUAUCCGUCAAUCAGUUUGCAGACCUGACAGCGGAGGAGUUCAUGGCCACCCGCACCGGCUACAGGAACUCGCCGGCCGGAAGGUUACUGUAUUCCCCGGCAGGACCUGCUGCGGUCACGUUCAGGUAUCAUAAUGUGACUACAGUGCCACCUUCGGUGAACUGGGUAACUAAUGGUGCCGUGACUGAAGUCAAAGAUCAAGGCAAAUGCGGUUCUUGUUGGGCAUUCUCUGCGGUAGCAGCCGUUGAAGGAAUCACUCAAAUAAAAACUGGCAACCUAAUUUCUCUAUCAGAACAAGAGUUAGUGGAUUGUGACAGAAAGCUUAAUAUGGGCUGCUUGGGAGGACUAAUGGUAUAUGCCUUCCAGUUCAUCAAAGAAAAUGGUCUUGCCCGUGAAACUGACUACCCAUACAGUGGAAGCGAUGGCGUACAUUGCAACUUGAAGAAAAUGACCAAUAAAGCUGCAGCCACUAUCAGUGCCUUCGAACGAGUCCCCGCCAAUAACGAGAAUGCGUUGUUGAAGGCGGUGGCUAACCAGCCAAUCUCGAUUGCCAUCGACGCUAGAAGUAAGCAGUUUAGGUACUACAGCGGCGGGCUAUAUACAGGUUGGUGCAAUAGUUUUUUGAACCAUGCCAUGACUCUGGUUGGUUAUCAGACUGACGAGGAAACUGGUGUGGAGUAUUGGUUGCUGAAGAAUUCUUGGGAUCUAGAAUGGGGUGAAGAUGGGUAUAUGAAGAUUCCGCGAGGUCGGUGUCGACUCGCUAGGGAUGCUUCCUAUCCUUUGCUGCAAGCCGCCUCAGCCUCCCACGGCCAACACCGGUGGCCUCCCCAGCUGCACCGACCACCCCCACAGCAGACUCCUACAGACGCACCCGUUGCUGCACGGCCACCCCCUGCAAACUCCGACGGCCACACCCGCCUCCGGCCAGCACCUAGCCUCCCACGGUCACUGCUCCUUCAGUCACACGCAGCAGUAGCAGUUGCCGCCGCCACUCCCUGCCUCCUGUGA
Molecule: messenger RNA, 1278 nt
Organism: Malania oleifera
Lineage: Eukaryota; Viridiplantae; Streptophyta; Magnoliopsida; Santalales; Ximeniaceae
Product: cysteine proteinase COT44-like
Exons: 3
Coding region: 1-1278 (425 amino acids)
Cellular component (GO): lysosome
Molecular function (GO): cysteine-type endopeptidase activity
Source: RefSeq, a predicted model, not a curated record